This is a messenger RNA of Aspergillus ibericus CBS 121593, 355 nucleotides long. RefSeq lists its product as uncharacterized. Gene Ontology annotation, biological process: phospholipid catabolic process. NCBI's taxonomy places the organism in Eukaryota, Fungi, Ascomycota, Eurotiomycetes, Eurotiales, Aspergillaceae. The record is from RefSeq and is a predicted model, not a curated record. Gene Ontology annotation, molecular function: glycerophospholipase activity. Bases 10 to 300 code for a protein of 96 amino acids. The transcript has a single exon.
AACCCAGUCAUGAACAGACCGGCAUCCUAUGACCCGAAUUCCUUCUACCGGCUCAACAAGGCCUCGGCCCCCUUUGCGCCGGGCCCGAGACUCACGGGCGUUGAGGGCGGCGAAGAGCAGCAGAACAGCCCACUCGAAUGGCUUAUCCAGAGAAGGCCCAGGGUGGAUGUCAUCGUGGCGGUGCAUUCCAGCAUCAACCCAUACUGGCCGAACGGGAAAUCCCUCAUCGCCACCUGCGAAACAGUUUGCAUGACUGCUGCUAUACCUGUUCGGGAUGAUGUAGCAUGGGGUUUGCUAUAGAGACCGUGCGAUAAACAUGUACGAGCGAAGUUGGGACUGGAAACCUCAAAUAGAA